This is a messenger RNA of Caenorhabditis sp. 36 PRJEB53466, 749 nucleotides long. NCBI's taxonomy places the organism in Eukaryota, Metazoa, Nematoda, Chromadorea, Rhabditida, Rhabditidae. The record is from the annotation of a GenBank genome assembly.
AUGUGUCUCUCAGGACUCACCCAAAUUCUAUAUGGAAUUAUUAUGGCUGGUAGUGCCAUUCUUACAGCUGUCGCCCUUUUCACACCCAGUAAGUUUGUUUGAUUCGUUUUCAAAAACUAACGUUAAAUUUUAGGUUGGAAUACUGUGGAAACAAAUGUGAAAGAUCCGCUGCAUGUGAACACUUCCAACUGGAAUGGAUUGAUGCCUUGGUCGUGUAUUGGGCACUCACAAGGCAGUACUUGUCAAGAUUGGUGGGCGGUAAGAAACUAAUAAAAUAUCUUCCAACUAGUUCUUAAUGUAAAUAUUUUCAGAAUCUUCCGGGCUGGCUUAAAUGUGUCGUCAUUUGCAUGAUUCUUUCGCUUAUCGUCCAAGUGUUCGCAGUUGUCUACAAUUUCCUGACAUGGUGAGUCAGACUGAAUGAUAGGCCCCGGUUUGUUUAUAGAUGACGUGUUUCCAGUCUUGCGUGUUGCUGCAAGAAGUACGUCAUUCAUCCGCUCACAUUCUUCGCCGUCAUUUCGACGGUCCUUCUGCUGAUUGCGGUUGUUGUCUACGCCGCAGAGUGGAAUCAAUUCGAAAACGGAAUCGACACAAGCUCACAAGUACGUAAAAAUAACUCUCGUCUGUUUGAACAACCUAUGCUCUUUCAGCUCGGAUACUCAUUCUGGCUCGCCAUCGGAGCCCUCAUCCUGUCUGCCGCUGACGUCAUUUUGGGAGCCCUGACAGUCUGUCUUGGAGAACACUGCUGCUAA